CACAAUCAAUGAAGCGUCACGUGCUUCAAUAUGAAGGCCCCCCGCUAUAUAUUGAUGUCACUUGUUCCUACGAUUAAAGAGCAUGGUUUUUCUGGUGUGAGCUUAUUUCGUUUCAGACUCCGAGCUGAUUUGUUAAUUGGAAUAUCUGACUGAGAUGGAAAUUAUGGACAAAAACAGAAUGAACAUGCCCUUGGGAUCAUUUCGGUCACAGCUUCUCGUCAUCGCAUUAAUCAUCGUCUCUAUACUAGAACUCACCUUGUCGUUAAAUACAGAGAGUGAGAUAGAGAACGCCCUAGACACAGACUUGAUGACUGAUAAAAGGUACGCGAUGAUGUCAUACGGUUUCCGGUCACAUAACGGGGCUAGGCCUGCUUACCGCCAUUCCGGAAGUAGACAAAGAGUGUCAAGCUACCAGCGUCCUUGGGAACAACUUCCGGACUACAAAUGCUACCGGAAGCGUUGUUCAACUUCCUCCGAUUGCUGCAGACGAUACAAUGUGUGUGACCCUCAAGUCAAAGUUUGUUACGACUGUUGGUAUGGAUACAGCUGCGAGUCGUCUAGAGAUUGUUGUCAGAGGUACCCUUACUGCCACCCUCGGAAAAAAAUAUGCUACAACUAACUCCUACAAUAAAGAUAUAUUCUACAUUU
Molecule: messenger RNA, 648 nt
Organism: Magallana angulata
Lineage: Eukaryota; Metazoa; Mollusca; Bivalvia; Ostreida; Ostreidae
Exons: 5
Coding region: 155-619 (154 amino acids)
Source: RefSeq, a predicted model, not a curated record